UAUACAUUAAUGCUUAAAGCAAUUCUUCCUUAAUAUUACACCCAAUUUCCUUGGCUUACUGCUUUCAAUCAUUACAAACAAAAUUGUAAUUGUUCAAUUCCUUGCUAGGCAUAAGAUGAUACUAGUCUAUGCCAUCCUCUUUCUUCUCUCUCUUGUCUUUCUCAAAGUCAUCUUCUAUAGACACCAUCGCCAUCUUCCUCCAAGUCCAUUAGCCUUACCAAUCAUUGGCCACCUUCAUCUCCUUGCACCCUUAAUGCACCAAGCCCUACAAAAACUUUCUUCUCGCCAUGGCCCUCUGAUGUAUCUUCGCCUUGGUUCAAUCCAUUCUAUUGUAGUCUCCAACCCUGAAAUGGCAAAAGAGUUUCUCAAGACACAUGACCUUACCUUCUCUUACCGUAUAUUCAAUCAAGCCAUCAAUUACCUUACUUAUGAUGCUGCUACUCCUCUUGCACCCUACAGUUCUCCGUGGAUUUUUGUCAAGAAACUGAGCAUUUCUGAGCUAUUAGGCAGCCAUACUCUUAAUAAGUUCCUUCCAAUAAGAACCCAAGAAUUACAUUCUUUUCUUCGACUACUAUUCGAAAAGUCUAAAACAGGCGAAACAGUUAAUGUUUCGAAGGAAAUCUUAAAAUUAACAAACAAUAUUAUCUCUCAAAUGAUACUAAGCAGUAGAUGUUCAGAAACUGACGAUGCUGAUGGUGGCCGGGUUAUAAAACUUGUCCGCGAGGUGACUGAAAUUUUCGGAGAAUUUAAUGUUUCGGAUUUUAUAUGGAUUUUCAGGAAUUGGGAUUUGCAAGGAAUUAGAAGGAGACUCGAGGAUAUUCGAAAGAGGUAUGAUGCAUUGUUAGAGAAAAUAAUCAAAGAGCGUGAAGAAGCAAGAAAGGAAAAAAUUGAUAAAAGAGAUAGUAUUAAUGGAGUGAAGGAUUUUCUUGAUCUUAUGCUUGAUGUUGUGGAAGAUAGUAAAUCAGAGGUGCAAUUGAGCAGAGAUCACUUGAAGGGAUUAGUAAUGGACUACCUCACAGCAGGUACUGACUCAACAUCAGUUGCAAUUGAAUGGGCAAUGGCAGAAAUCAUAAAUCAUCCAAUGGUACUCAAGAUAGCAAGAGAAGAGAUUGAAGGGGUGGUAGGGAAAGCGAAGCUAGUAAGAGAAUCAGAUAUUCCAAAUCUUGUAUACAUUCAGGCCAUCAUAAAAGAAACCUUUAGGCUUCAUCCACCAAUCCCAUUAAUCCUGAGGAGUUCAGUUCAGGAAUGCAAAGUGAAAGACCACAUCAUUCCUGAUAACACUUUAUUGAUAGUAAAUUUAUGGGCUAUUGGUAGAGAUCCUGAAAUUUGGAAAAACCCAUUAGAGUUUAAACCUGAAAGAUUUAUGCCAAUAAAUAAUGAAAGCCCAAUUGAUGUCAGAGGCCAACAUUAUCAACUGUUGCCAUUCGGUACUGGAAGGAGGAAUUGUUCUGGCAUUUCUUUAGCUAUGCAGAUCUUGCCUGUAACGUUGGCAACAAUGAUUCAAUGCUUCGAUUGGAAGGUGGUUCAGCCAACGAAGACCGACGGUAGCUAUCAGGAUAAUGCGGUUGAUAUGACUGAAAAGCCUGGAAUAACAGCACCAUUAGCACAUGAUCUUGUGUGUGUUCCUGUAGCUCGUUUCAGUCCCUUCUGAAGUGUGAUUGCCUUUAUAAUGCGUGUGUGGAAAUGUAACUAAAUGUUUUUCUUAUUAAUUUCCUAUUUCAUUGUAUGCCAUAUUGGUUGGAGAGGACUUGUUCUA
This is a messenger RNA of Ricinus communis (castor bean), 1756 nucleotides long. Its product is annotated as cytochrome P450 93B16. Bases 116 to 1651 code for a protein of 511 amino acids. The record is from RefSeq and is a predicted model, not a curated record. The transcript has 2 exons. Gene Ontology annotation, molecular function: heme binding; monooxygenase activity; oxidoreductase activity, acting on paired donors, with incorporation or reduction of molecular oxygen. Lineage: Eukaryota; Viridiplantae; Streptophyta; Magnoliopsida; Malpighiales; Euphorbiaceae.